This is a messenger RNA of Apis cerana (Asiatic honeybee), 2906 nucleotides long. It is a transcript of the gene ppk13, whose product is annotated as pickpocket 13. Gene Ontology annotation, molecular function: ligand-gated sodium channel activity. The record is from RefSeq and is a predicted model, not a curated record. NCBI's taxonomy places the organism in Eukaryota, Metazoa, Arthropoda, Insecta, Hymenoptera, Apidae. Gene Ontology annotation, biological process: sodium ion transmembrane transport. Gene Ontology annotation, cellular component: plasma membrane.
UUUAUAAAGUUAUAUAUAUUAUAUUAAAUCGAUUCGUUACAAUCACGACAGUUUAGUCAAUUUUGUUAGUUUUAAACUGGUAUUUUAGUAUUUAUUUCAUUUAACGAUGAAAAUAAAAUUUAUUUGGUGGAAAAUUAUUAAACAAUAUUUAAUAAAUUGCAGUAUACAUGGUGUUAAAUAUCUAGUAGACGAUCAAUUAUCAUAUAUAGAACGAUUAUUCUGGCUCAUAUUUUGUGUAUUAUGUUGGUGGGGUUGUACAAACAUGAUUAAAGAUGUAUUGAUAAAUUAUGUUCAAUAUCCUAUUGCUUUAACUGCCGAAACUACUUAUGUUGACUGGCAGAUACCUUUUCCUGCCGUUGCUUUUUGUAUUACUUCCGCUCCUACAUUGAAAAGAUAUUUCAUAUUGAAUCCAGGAUCAUUCACCGAUGCGCCUCGAAAAGUUUUUAAAUAUUCAUCUGAAGAACUUUUGUCUUUCUACGAAGAGAUACGUAUUCCUUGUAAAGAUUUCUUUGCGGAAUGCAGUUGGAAUAACAUAAAAUUCGAUUGUUGUACUAAAUUCCAGGAAUUAAGAAAAACUGGCGUGGGUUAUUGUCUUGCGAUAAAUACAUUUCAUUUGAAAAAAUUUGACAAAUCGAACGUGCAUUUCUUUGUAAAUCGUACUGUGAAAUAUGGUGAUCUUAUCAUUGAUAUUUCUGUAGAUGCAAGGAUGAAGCAACAUCUUUAUAAUGGAUUUGCAGUACACGUUCUCAAUAAUUUACAGUUACCAAUAUUUAAAAGGUUGAGUCAUAUAAGUUUAAAAAUCGGACACAUAACUCGAGUUGGGUUUACAAUGGAAGAUACAUUUAAUGAGGAUGGUGUAAAAAAAAUUGCGAUCGAACACAGAGGUUGUCGAUUUCCUGAUGAAAAACGAGCAUACGCUUUAUUUGAUAUUUAUAGCAGAGAUUCAUGUUAUGUAGAAAUAAUUAUAGAACGGAUGAUAAAGCUCUGUGGUUGCGUAAAUUUUUAUUAUUUUGUGCCUCAAGGAAUAAAAGUUUGUAAUAGUACGGAAAUGUCUUGCAUAUAUGCUAAUAAAAUGAAUUUCAAUAUGCAAUCACUUAUGGAUGAAUGUAUUCCGGAUUGUGAGGGGACAUCAUUGGCUGUGGAACAAUUACUUGAAUCUUAUAAAUAUGAUGCUUUAGGUGAAAAAUAUACACGUCUUCAUUUUACUUUGCUUUCACAUCCAAUGAUACGAUAUCGUCGAUAUGUGGUCAACGAUCUUUUAAAUGUUAUAGUUUCAGUUGGAAGUGCAAUUGGUCUUUUCAUGGGUGCCAGCAUUUUAAGUAUCUUUGAAAUACCAUAUUGGUUAUUCAUUCGUCGAGACAAAAUAAUAUAAGAUUCUAAUUUUAUUAUCAAUCAAAAUAUUAAAAUAUGUAAAUAGAGAUUGAAUUUAUAUUAUCUUUUUAAUUAUUGAUUUUUUAACAUGAAAUGUAAUUAUUUCAUGUAAUUAUUUUGCACACAUAUUGUAUAUUUCAAUAAAAAAAAAGAUAGAGCAAAUAGUUUAAUAUUAUAAAUAAUAUAACAUAUGUUUUACUAAUUAUUAUUCGGAUAUUAACAUGAUCCGAAAAUUUAUUACAGUUUUAUCUUUAUAUUAUUUGUUGAUAAAUGUACAUACGAAAUUAAAGAUAUAAAUAUCUUCUUGUAAAUACAUCAUAAAGAAAUCACUUUAAUACACAUUGAUACUUAUAUAAAGACUAUUUCACGAUACGAUAUUUAUUUUCUCGACGAUGUCAAAAUCAGAGUUAGAAAUUGAAAUCGCAUCAGAAUGCUUGAAUGGUAAAAAAUUAUUUUCUAAUAUUCAUAGUUUUAAUUUGCUCACAUUUCAAGAAGUGCAAACUUUAGUUAAACGUAUCUCAAGUGAUAAAGCAAUUGUACAAAAGUAUUCUCUGAAAUCAUAUUCUGAUGGAAAACUUGGAUUUCUUGGAUCCCAUCAAAGGCUCAAUGUGGAGAUUAAAACCACAAAUGGAAAAGAUAUAUUAACUUUUUUUGUUAAAACUGUGCCAUACGAUUUACCAGUUCAAGCUGAAUACGUGCUCGAUAAAUGUGUCUUUUUGAAAGAAAAAAUUUUUUACCGUGACAUAAUUCCACAAUUAUAUCAUGAUUAUAAAGGUGAAUCAUGGACAGCAACUUGUUUCUUAAUAAAAAAAAAUUUGUUAUUAUUCGAAGAUUUAAGUACCAAGGGUUACUCAUUGAGAAAUAAAUUGUUCAACAAGGAACUUAUUGUAUCUAGUUUAACAAGCAUUGCUAAAUUACAUGCAUGCUCUUUAUUAGCAGAAGCACGUCUUGGAAAAUCUCUGAAGGAAUUAUACCCGCAAGCUUUCGUAGAAAAUGCUUUUUCCGAGACUGGAAAGACUAGCGAAUGGUUUGAUGUAAGUGUAAAUGCUAUAAUUGCUAUCGCUAAACAUCUUAAUCUGGAUGCUAGUUUAAUACCAAAAACUUGUAAAGAAGUAUAUGCAGCUUUAAAAAUGUCAUCUAUAAAAAAGAAUGUAAUUAGUCACGGAGAUUUAUGGGGAAAUAAUCUGAUGUUCAGUAAUAGUAUACCUCCGAAGUGUCUGUUGAUUGAUUUUCAAUUAAUUAGAUAUUCUCCUUUGGCGCAUGAUGUAAUACAACUUUUAUAUCUUUGUACUGAUCGUGAUUUUCGAGUAACUUGGGAAGAAACUAUGCUAAAGCAUUACUAUAGCGUGUUAUGUGAAACUCUAAACUCGACAAAAACAAUUUCUGUGGAAAUUCCAGCUUGGUCAGAAUUAAUUGAAGGAAUAGAAGAACAGAGAUUAGCUGCUAUAAUUACUGCAGCUAUAUAUUUUCAAACUGUAUUAUUAGAUGAGAAAUUGGGAGCAGAAAUUUUGAGUGAUCCUAAUAGUUAUCAUGAA